AUGGAUCCCAUGGCUGGCCUCACCGUUUACAAUCUCCCGCCAGCUCCGCCGCGGUUCGAUCACAUCGGCAUCUUCUAUGUCACCUUUUGUUUGACAUGGACGACCAUAGUCUUCUCCUUGAUGGCAUUUGGCUGGCUCAAUAGGACCAACCCCGUUCUCAGGCACCGUGGAGUGGGCUUGUCGUUUGGCGCCAUCUUCUUUCUCCAUUGCUACUGGUUUCUGGCCCAGAUCGUGUAUCCUGUCGGCGGCACCAUGCCAGUCAUCCUCGCCUACAGCAUCCAGUACUUCUUUAUGGGUAUCUGGUUUCCACUCGGCGUUGCUCUGUUCCAUGCUUCCAACAGCCGCUUCCUUCACGUGGCCAAACUACAGAAGCAGUACAUGCAGCCUGAGCUCCGAAGUAAGAGCGGCUGCAACGGCGCGGACAGCUCGUGGAUCUGCAGAUUCAGGAACAUGAGCUACACAAAAAAGAUUAUGCUGCCCAUCGGAUUCGGCAUUGUUCUACAGAUCCUCCUGACGACCGGCAUGUGGUUGGCUUGCAGGAAGUACCACCCUUCCUGGGGCAUUCCCGGCACCGAAAUCCGGGGCGACAACCUCAUGGAGCAGAUGAUUGAUCUUGGUCAGGGGUGGGAGUGGUGGCCCUCUGUUUUGUGGCAGGUCAUCUGGACUUGGAUUGUUGCCCCUAUUCUUCUCUACCGAGCCUGGGGGAUUCGUGACACCAUGGGCUGGCGUUUCCAAACUGUCGGCUGCUGUCUUGCAAGUCUUCAUGCAACGCCCAUGUUCAUGAUUGCCUGCUACGUCCCUGCCUUCCAGGUCAUCAACCCCUAUUACCCUCCAAGUCAAUGGAUCCAUCUGUCCAUCAUGUUUUUCGAAAUCUUCACGAUUAUCAUUCCUGCCAUCCAGGUUGUCCAGCAGCGUCGCAUGGCCAAGAAAUCUGCCGAACUCAACGCCAAGUGGGAGACAUCCUCGCAAACAACGACCCUCCGAACGUCCACGUCUAUCGAAGGAAAGAACUCGAACAUCAGCCUCGCCGAGAAGGCGUCGAGUUUUGAUUACUUGGAUGAGGAGCUUGGCAACCGUCUCCUGACCAUGGCUGCACUCGACCAUGUUCUCAACGAGAACCCGGAACCACUUCAGGAAUUUUCUGCUCUCAGCGACUUCUCCGGCGAGAACAUUGCGUUCCUCACCCGUGUCACACGCUGGAAGUCAACAUUGACGCAUGCGGUGACGGAGGAAAACAACCUCAUCUUGUACAACCGUGCCAUUGAUAUUUACGUCGACUUCAUCAGCAUGCGUGAUGCCGAGUUUCCUCUCAACCUCCCUUCCCAGCAGCUCAAACAGCUCGAGGAGAUCUUUGAACAUUCUACACGCACGGUACUCGGCGACGCGGUGGUCAAUCCCGCCACUCCUUUCGACUUCCCUUCACCAUCCCAUGGUAGUCGUGGACAGAGCGACUCCAAGGACGACUUGCUCACUGAAACGCAGUACACGGGCGACAUUCCUGCUGCCUUUAACCCAGCUGUCUUUGACGCUGCGCAGGCGCACAUCAAAUACCUUGUUCUGACAAACACGUGGCCCAAGUUUGUGGCAGAGAUGCAGUCCAGGAGGAAAUCAAGCGAGACGGAACGGACUGAUAUUUCUGGAGAUUCACAGAUGACUCUUGCCUCGCAGGUUUCCAGCUUUUUCAAGCGACUCAUCUGA
Messenger RNA from Verticillium nonalfalfae, 1698 nucleotides. RefSeq lists its product as uncharacterized. Bases 1 to 1698 code for a protein of 565 amino acids. Lineage: Eukaryota; Fungi; Ascomycota; Sordariomycetes; Glomerellales; Plectosphaerellaceae. The record is from RefSeq and is a predicted model, not a curated record. The transcript has 5 exons.